AAUAGGGCUCCAUAUUGUACUGCUUUGUGUCCUCUGCUUUCUUUCUUUCUUCAUGCCUCUGUUUCUCUAUUUUAGGGUAAAAGCUUUGUGAUCGAAGAGAAAUACUUGCAGCAUGCCUACCGUUUCCUCUCAACGCUACGAUCCUGCUUGCUGCUUUCCUAUGAUGGACUGUACAGUUAUUUCACCUCCAUAUCAGAAACGCUGCCUUCCUCACUCAAGCUGGAGCUUGAAAAACUUGAUAUGAAAGCCCGGCUCAGUGAGUUAUCUGACAAAGUGACGGAAAUAGAAGACGCCAAUGAUCUGCCAGAAGCAAUAAAUGGCAGCCUAAUAGAACUGUCAUCUCAACUUCUCAAUCUAUGGGGAAUAUUUCUUCAAUCCUCCUUGGAGAGUAAAGCAGAAAAGCAGCAAAUAAAGGAAGAAAAGUUCAAGAAGUUGUUCUUUUCUACUGACCAUCCCCGAGAAGAAGCUAUUUUAUAUGAUGAAAAGAUGUGA
Xenopus laevis (African clawed frog) is the source of this 492-nucleotide messenger RNA. RefSeq names its product protein FAM135A-like. The coding region runs from base 241 to 492 and encodes 83 amino acids. The transcript is spliced from 4 exons. The record is from RefSeq and is a predicted model, not a curated record. Lineage: Eukaryota; Metazoa; Chordata; Amphibia; Anura; Pipidae.